CUAUGCACGACUCUUCUUCUGCCGUUGUCCAUCUUGUCACCUACACAUUCCUCCCUACGCAUUCGAACUCAUCAUACCCCUCUUCUCAUCGUUGCGCCAAUGGCUUACGCGAAGGCAUGGCUAGCUGACAUUCACACUACGGGCGGCGAAUUGGAGCCACCGGGCCCUGCACCUAAGACCCACCUCGCGUAUCCGCCUACCCUCAAGCAACACAUGCUUUGCACGUCCAAAAUGACAACCUGCUGGCUGUCCGGAACCGAUCUGCCAAAUCGAGUGGCGACAGCGAGUACUCUAUGCAUCAGCUCGUGCAAUGUUGCAUGA
Alternaria burnsii is the source of this 321-nucleotide messenger RNA. RefSeq lists its product as uncharacterized. The record is from RefSeq and is a predicted model, not a curated record. The annotation marks the transcript as partial. The transcript has a single exon. NCBI's taxonomy places the organism in Eukaryota, Fungi, Ascomycota, Dothideomycetes, Pleosporales, Pleosporaceae.